GGAAUCCCCUCGGAGGAAAUGUAGGCACAGACUCUCGCUGGGCUUCGCCGCUCGCCCGCUUUCGCGUCCAGCUCAAGUUGUUCAAGACAACAACAACAACAAGAACAACAACAACAAGAAGAAGUGUUCAGGAUGAAGGUCUCCAGCAUUGACUGCCGGCGCCUGAAGAAGCUCAUCAGGAAGGAGUGCGGGAGCUGCCUGAUCGUGGACUGUCGACCCUAUUUUUCGUUCACCACCUCCAGCAUCAAAGGCUCCGUCAACGUCAACCUCAACUCUCUGGUGGUGCGGAGGUCCCGCGGAGGGCCCGUGCCCCUGCAGUUCGUCAUCCCGGACGAGAGGGCCCUGUUUCGGCUCCGGGAGGGGAGCAUAUCGGCGAUCGUGGCUCUCGACGACCGGACGUCCCACUGGCAGAAGCUGAAGAAGGACAGCGUAGCACAGAUAGUAAUAAACACCCUGUCGCAUCUGGCGAGCGGGGCCAGCAUCUGCUUCUUGAAAGGAGGAUACGAAAACUUCUACUCUCAAUACCCUGAACUUUGCACUGAGGUGAAAACCAUUGACCAGAGCGGAACUGAAACCGAGAAAAGAGUCAGCAGCCACAGCGAGAAGCUUUCUCACCGCAAACCAGUUUAUGAUCAGGGUAAACCCGUAGAGAUCCUGCCUUUCCUCUACCUCGGCAGUGCCUACCACGCUUCUAGACAGGACUAUCUCAGCGACCUUCACAUCACAGCCUUGCUCAACGUGUCGCGUCGGGACCUGCAUCCGACCAGGGGCCACUACGACUACAAGUGGAUCCCGGUGGAGGAUAGCCCCAUGGCCGACAUUAGCUCACACUUUCAGGAGGCAAUAGAAUUCAUUGACCAAGUGAAGCAUUCAGGAGGGAAGGUACUGGUACACUGCGAAGCAGGCAUUUCGCGCUCGCCCACCAUCUGCAUGGCGUACAUCAUGAGGACCCAGAAACUGAGGCUCAAUGAAGCCUUCGAGGUCAUCAAGCAGCGGCGCUCUGUCGUUUCGCCCAACUUCAGCUUCAUGGGCCAGCUGUUGCAGUUCGAGUCUGAGGUCUUGUCCAACGCCCCGGCCAUGGCUGCCGCGCCCGAACCGGCCACUCCGUGCGUCACAGAGUCGGCCUCGUUUUUUGCCAAUGACUUCUCCGCCACUUUCAGCACCAAAAACUUUGAGCCAUCCAUGUUCACCCUCCCUACCUCUUGCCUGCAGUCCCCAGUACACCACCCGUUGAAACUGAGCCCAAUAACUGCACUGCCUUAAAGAAAAAAACAGAACUACGAUUGCUUGGUAGUAUUACUUGAAAUUUUGAGAAUCAAUGCUUUCUGCGUGCCUGAUGUUGAUACCAGCAGAGCGGGUGGACGCAGCGGAAAUCAGCAAGAGACCCAGCGAAGAGUUCACAAUAAUAAAGAACUGUUCAGUGGGAAGGUUUUUUUCCGUCUUUUGAGCUGCGAUGAUGAAACAACACAGCACAGUGAUUAACUGCAAUAUACAUGCCUUAGGUUAAUAUUGUGAUUCACUUGCCUAUUCACAAUUACGGUUAGGCAUUUAAAUCUAAGUUAUUUAUAAACAAUGGUCUGUUUUUUUUUUUCAAUAAUGUAGGAAAUGAAAUGUGUUUAAUAAAUGUUUUCACCACUGAA
Molecule: messenger RNA, 1640 nt
Organism: Poeciliopsis prolifica (blackstripe livebearer)
Lineage: Eukaryota; Metazoa; Chordata; Actinopteri; Cyprinodontiformes; Poeciliidae
Gene: dusp5
Product: dual specificity phosphatase 5
Exons: 4
Coding region: 133-1263 (376 amino acids)
Biological process (GO): endoderm formation; negative regulation of MAPK cascade; protein dephosphorylation
Cellular component (GO): nucleus; cytoplasm
Molecular function (GO): MAP kinase tyrosine/serine/threonine phosphatase activity; protein tyrosine/threonine phosphatase activity
Source: RefSeq, a predicted model, not a curated record